AUGAUCGAACCGCAGUCCGUUCCCUGCUGGGCCGACCUCCCCCCCGUCCCCGGUUUCCCACACGGCACCGCCUGGUCCAUCUGGGGCUCCCAAGACCAGCUCGGAGCACUGAACAUGCUCACUCCCUGUGUCGUCCGUUCCGCCUUGGGGGAAGUCACCACCGGCGAACGGUAUCAACUUGAUUGGUCCCUGUCUGACCCGCUCCACCCGUCCCCUACUCGGGUCCCCCUGGCGCACAAGGUCAUCUGCACGGAUGGACCGGGCUGGUGGGGGUGUGAUGAUGAGAUUCAUAUCAAUACGCAGAGCUCGAGCCAGUGGGAUGGGUUUAAGCACUGUGCGACGAAGGAAGGGGUGUUGUAUGGCGGGUUGAAGCUGGAGGACGUGAAGCAAGGGAAGGAGGUGAUGAGGAAUGGGACGCAUCACUGGGUCGAGGCAGGGGGCAUCGCCGGCCGCGGAGUGCUACUCGACUGGGCCCGCUGGCGUCUCCUCACAGACCAAACCCUGCCGAAAGCGUGCACAGAAACGAACGUCCCCAUCUCCGAGCUGCUCCAAGUCGCGUCCUUCCAAGGUACCGUCGUCAAGCCGGGUGACAUCCUCUUCGUCAGGUUUGGCAUGCACCUGUGGUACGAAGCUGCCAGUGUGGAGGAACGGAGUUGGGCGUUUAGGGAGAAUGGGGGAAAGUGGAUAGGCGUUAGGGCGGAUGAGGAGGCGAAGAAGUGGAUAUGGGACUCUCAUUUGGCCGCUGUGGUGGGGGACAAUGUCGCUUUUGAACAGUGCCCUGGGAUCACCGGUGACGGACUGCAUCAUUGGCUUCUCCCCCUGGCGGGCAUUCCCAUAGGAGAGAUGUUCUAUCUCGAGAAACUGGCCAAGGCUUGCGAGAAACAGAACAAGUGGACGUUCUUCUUCACUAGUGCGCCGCUGAACGUCCCUGGCGGAGUUGCAUCGACGCCGAAUGCUAUUGCUAUCCUGUGAGGCUCAGAGAGAGGACAGGCGGGAGACAGUCGUGAUCAGGAUUGCGUACCACUACAUGUACAGAUACACAUCAUGCAGGAAUGAAU
Dacryopinax primogenitus is the source of this 1058-nucleotide messenger RNA. RefSeq lists its product as uncharacterized. The transcript is spliced from 4 exons. Gene Ontology annotation, molecular function: arylformamidase activity. The record is from RefSeq and is a predicted model, not a curated record. NCBI's taxonomy places the organism in Eukaryota, Fungi, Basidiomycota, Dacrymycetes, Dacrymycetales, Dacrymycetaceae. The coding region runs from base 1 to 972 and encodes 323 amino acids.